Messenger RNA from Exophiala mesophila, 915 nucleotides. RefSeq lists its product as uncharacterized. The coding region runs from base 205 to 414 and encodes 69 amino acids. The transcript is spliced from 2 exons. The record is from RefSeq and is a predicted model, not a curated record. Lineage: Eukaryota; Fungi; Ascomycota; Eurotiomycetes; Chaetothyriales; Herpotrichiellaceae.
CUCCAACGGAGAGAUUUUUUUCCUUUGACCGCCGCUCGCUUUGGAACUUUCUUUCUUCAGCCUUAUAUCACGCAGACAUUACUUGCCUCACAUCACAUCAGUCACAUUACAUUACAUUACAUUUUACCGCCGCAUUCUUUUUCCACUAGAGCAGAUUGUCAGUCUUGUCAUACACUAUCUUUCCCACCCAAUUUAUCCUUCAUCAUGGGCAACGGAGCCAAAGCACAACAAAAGCGUGAUCGCAACAAGGUCGAUUCCAAGAAGGAACCUCAGAGUCAAUUGAAAUCCAACGCCGCCGCUCAAACAUUCAAAUGCAAGACAUGCUUUCAAACAUUCCAGAGCACUACCGCACGUAAAGCUCUGGAAACACAUGCAUCGGAUCGUCAUUCGAAGAAAUAUGAGGAUUGUUUUUGAGGGAGAGGUAGAGAGGGGUCAAAGGGAAAGGUUGGGGAGGGUGGGAGGCAUGACAGUUGAUGAUGGAUCAUGAUAAUCAUGAAUCAUGAAUUAUGAUGAUCAUGGUGAUGGCGAUGACUGAGACGGGGACGGAGACGGGGAUGCCUAUUGGCCUUGAUUCUACCAUCGUCAAGGACUCGACUUGGAGUUGUUCCAGUCAGCCAUCCAAGAAGGGAGAGAUGGAGUGAGUGAUGGGGCCGGAGUCUCCGUGCAAUCGAUCGAUCAUGGCGUCGGCGUUUUUUACCAAGUUCAGGACAGAGCGAACGAGCGACAUGAUUCGAUAGACAACGUACUUAGGUAGCUGCGGCGAACUAAGUAGGUGAUCAAAGUAUCUUCAGUUGAGUAGAAGUGCCAGAACGAGAACCAGAACGAGAAGAAGUGAACAAACAUGACUAAAAGUCUGUUCGAGAACACGAUUGAUCGAUCGAUUGAUACCAUAGCCGUAGCCAUGGCCAUCCUAGG